Molecule: messenger RNA, 1688 nt
Organism: Camellia sinensis
Lineage: Eukaryota; Viridiplantae; Streptophyta; Magnoliopsida; Ericales; Theaceae
Product: geranylgeranyl transferase type-2 subunit beta 1
Biological process (GO): protein geranylgeranylation
Cellular component (GO): Rab-protein geranylgeranyltransferase complex
Molecular function (GO): Rab geranylgeranyltransferase activity
Source: RefSeq, a predicted model, not a curated record
UUAUAUUAUUGAGAGAGAGACAGAGAGAGGAGAGAGAUCGUGAGAGGAGAGGAGAGGAAGAGAGAUCGAGAGACGAGAGAGAAGACAGAGAAGGAGAUCGAGCAUCCAGCAAAAGUCGAAGCUGUCGAGGCAGCGACCAGAGGGGUCGAAGUCGGCGACCGAUGUCUUCGCCGUUUCGAAAGGCGACCAGCAUGGGGGAGCUAGAAGUUGAAAAGCAUGCUAACUACAUUUUAUCAGUAGAAAAGAAGAAGGAUGAUUUUGAAUCUGUGGUGAUGGAACAUCUACGAAUCAAUGGAGCGUAUUGGGGGCUGACCACUCUGGAUCUUUUGGGAAAAAUUGAUGAAGUGAACUCUGAGGAGGUUGUUUCAUGGGUCAUGAAGUGCCAACAUGAAUCUGGUGGAUUUGGUGGUAAUAUUGGACAUGACCCACAUCUACUGUAUACCCUCAGUGCCAUUCAAGUUUUAGCACUUUUUGACAAGACAAAUAUACUUGACAUUGAUAAGGUGUCAAACUACAUCGCUGGGCUGCAGAAUGAUGAUGGAUCCUUUUCAGGUGACAUGUGGGGUGAAGUUGAUACACGGUUCUCUUAUAUUGCAAUUUGUUCUCUUGCCCUGUUGCAUCAUUUGAAUAAAAUUAAUGUGGACAAAGCUGUGAAGUACAUUGUCAGUUGCAAGAAUCUGGAUGGUGGAUUUGGCUGCACACCUGGUGCAGAAUCUCAUGCAGGACAAAUUUUUUGUUGUGUGGGUGCUCUUGCAAUAACCGGUUCUCUACAUCAUAUUGAUAAGAACCUCCUUGGGUGGUGGUUAUGUGAGCGACAAGUUAAAUCUGGAGGUCUAAAUGGGCGUCCUGAGAAGCUUCCUGAUGUCUGCUACUCAUGGUGGGUCCUUUCUAGCUUGAUCAUCAUUGACAGAGUUCAUUGGAUUGACAAGGAAAAGCUUGUUAAAUAUAUCUUGGACUGUCAGGAUAAGGAGAAGGGAGGUAUUUCAGAUAGGCCAGAUGAUGCUGUUGAUGUCUUUCAUACAUAUUUUGGAGUUGCUGUGAGCUCAAUGGUGAGAAAGGCUAUUCGAUCUCAAUCUCAUGCCACCAUCCAGUUGUCAUUGAAGGAGUGGUGAUUAGGUGAUGUGGUAUUUUUCAUAGCACUCUCUCAUUGUAGUAUUGGUUUUCAUUUUUCUGUAGUUCCUCGCAAUCUCUCUACCAAAGUCUUCACUGUUUAUUACCUUUUCUAUGUGAUUGGAGUUCGCAGGCUAAGAUUUCAAUUAUGAAGAAUGCAGUGGGUUCAAAGAAGAAGAGGUGGUGGAAGGCGGGUGAUUGGAGUUUCUAGGCUAGGAUAUUUGUUAUGGUGUAUGGGUUGGGUUCAAAGGAAGAGGUGGUGGCAAGGGGAUGAAAGAUGUUAGCCGUGAGACAUGAGAAUAGGUGGUGGGAGGGAUAAGGACAUGUUUAGUUCUCAAUGGAAGAAAUGAGUACGUAAUUACUCAAUUAAAAUAGGGAGAAUUAAACAAAAAUGAAAUGUUGGAUAAUUGUUGAAUUAAAAUAGGGAGGAUUACACAAAAGUGGAAUGUGGGAUAGCUAAUUAUGAAAGGGUGGGGAAUCGAUUGUAAUUAUACUAGACGUGGAAAGUUGUAUAUCAUGUGCAAAAUUUAUGGUUGUGUGUGGUACAGUUUUUCAAUUAUAAUUUAACCUCUUCAUGU